CGGCAGCCCGCCAAUACAACACUCCUAUCCUUAAUUUUAUCAUUCACAAAAAAUUAUAACCAUGAAAUUGCUGGUGGUAGCUGCUGUUCUCGGAGUCUGCUUAGCAGACCGUCUUGACAACAAAUACCUCCCCCCCAGAGGUAACCAAGGAGCUGGUUACAGUGGUAACAGCGGCAUCGGACAGGGACCUAUUGGCUUCGGCCAAGGAGGUGCUGGUUUCGGCCAAGGAGGCGCUGGUUUCGGCCAAGGAGGUUUUGGACAAAAGGGUGGUUUCGGACAGUCUGGAUUCGGCGGUCAAGCUGGUUUCGGUGGUGCCCCUAGCAACGCUUAUGGCGCUCCCGGUGGCCGAUCCAACUCCGCUGAUGCUUCCGCUCAAAUCCUCAGACUGAACAGUGACGUCACUGCUGACGGAUUCUCCUACGACUUCGAAACCUCCAACGGAAUCAGAGCCGACGCUUCUGGAGUUGCCACCAACGGUGUACAGUCCCAAGGAAGCUUCGCCUACAAGGGUGACGAUGGCCAGGACUACAGCAUCACUUACACCGCUGAUGAGAACGGAUACCAACCCCAGGGUGCUCACCUUCCCACCCCUCCCCCCAUCCCGGAAGCCAUCCUGAAGUCCCUGGAACAGAACGCCCGUGAUGAAGCCGCUGGCAUCAGUGACGAUGGCUCUUACCGCGGUGAAGGCGCUGGAGCCGGUGGUUAUUCUGGCGCUGGUGGUUACUCCGGAGCUGGUGGUUACUCCGGUGCUGGUAACUCUGGCAGCGCUUUUGGCGCUGCUGGUGCAGGUGGCAACGCUUUUAGCGCCGGCCGCGUCGGCGCUGGUAGCGCUUUCGGUCAAAAGGCUUUCGGUGGUGCCGCUUCCCGCCAAUACCUCGCACCCAACGCUGGACCCCGCCCAUCAGGCUCCGGCAACUUCAACUCCCAAACCGGCUACAGAUAUUAACUCAAAUCCGAUGAAUGAUGAACGGGGAUUAAAUAAUGAUAGACCAUUUUUGUUACAUCUACGUUGACGACUCUCUCAUGUUUUCUUAAGCUUUUGUUGAUCAGGUGAUAAAAUUGUUUGUUUUUCCAAAUCUCAUGUUUCAACCAUGCAGUUUUUACUAAGGUGAGGUUGUAAGAUUUGGAUUCAAGAAACAGUUUUAUCACUGGCCAAAGAUAUCACACCGUUUUUUCGAUUUCCUUCGAUGUUUUCUUUUCAUGAUGUUUAAAUUAUUACCAUUAAUCUCUUUUUUACCCUUAAUUCUUAUAUUCCUCUUUCGUCAUUUUAAG
Messenger RNA from Chilo suppressalis (striped riceborer), 1272 nucleotides. Lineage: Eukaryota; Metazoa; Arthropoda; Insecta; Lepidoptera; Crambidae. The record is from the annotation of a GenBank genome assembly.